Molecule: messenger RNA, 597 nt
Organism: Fomitiporia mediterranea MF3/22
Lineage: Eukaryota; Fungi; Basidiomycota; Agaricomycetes; Hymenochaetales; Hymenochaetaceae
Product: kinase-like protein
Exons: 4
Coding region: 1-597 (198 amino acids)
Biological process (GO): protein phosphorylation
Molecular function (GO): ATP binding; protein tyrosine kinase activity
Source: RefSeq, a predicted model, not a curated record
AUGUUAACUGAGGACGGAAAAGUUGCCGGAGCGAGCCAGACAACACAGUAUGACACCGACAGCACACUCCAGAGAACAUUGACAAAACUUACUCAUCUUGAUCUAACUGGCCGUGUGGCCCGUGUCCAAUACGAUACUACAGCCAUGCAAGCAAACGGUGAAUACUGCGAUGUAUUUGUCGGCACGAUUUCUAUGCAGGCUUCUAAAGACCCAUCCGAUAGAUUAGCCACCGUCCCAAAAUUGAAAGUCGCCAUCAAGCGGAUGCGUGUUCAUAUUCAGAAGGAACGGGAGUUCGACAAGCUUCUGGCAAAAGAGCUAUAUGUAUGGUCAAAGCUUGAUCACCCCAAUAUUUUACCGCUUCAAGGAUUCGCGCUGGAAGGAGCUUACCCGCUCGUGAUUUCGGAGUGGCUGGAGAAUGGGACGGUACGGGAAUAUUUGCAGAGCCACCCACAGCAAGAUGUUGGACCUAUGAUAGUCAAAAUUGCUGAUGCGGUAAAUUACUUGCAUGAGCAGGACGUUGUGCACUCUGAUCUCAAAGCGGACAACAUCCUGAUUGGUAAUCACGGAGAACCGUUAUCUGUGAUUUUGGCAUAUUAA